Messenger RNA from Amblyraja radiata (thorny skate), 1316 nucleotides. It is a transcript of the gene c7h2orf76, whose product is annotated as chromosome 7 C2orf76 homolog. The record is from RefSeq and is a predicted model, not a curated record. Lineage: Eukaryota; Metazoa; Chordata; Chondrichthyes; Rajiformes; Rajidae. The transcript has 7 exons. The coding region runs from base 539 to 919 and encodes 126 amino acids.
UGACCUUUGGGGGCGAGGCCACUGGCGGAGGCGGCGCUGCUGCUCGGAUGCACUCGGCUCUGAGCAAAGAUAGGAUCUUUGGCUCUGAGUUUGUCCUCUGAGACUGCGCCACGGCCCUGAACGACAACUGGGCGAGUAUCCUCAGCGGCAUCAGAGUGCGUGCUCACUGAAAGGGUAACGGCAAGGAAUCCCGAGAGUGCGGGAGCAAAACACAAAAUGCUGGAGGGACUCAGGUUCUGGCAGCAUCUGUGAAAAGAAAUUGAAGGGCGAUAAUCAGGGUCGGGACCCUUCCUCGGUCUUGCUCAAAGGUUGCAGCAUCUAUAAAUCCUUGUAGCCUAAAAUUCGGAAUUCAGCAAAUGUAAACAGAUACCAUAAAAUGUAAUGAAUCACAAAGAUGGCGGCGACAGCGACGACCAAACUAAGAUCUUUGGCGACGACCAGGCAGCUGGUGUGAUCACUGUAUUUCGGGUUCCAGUAAUCUGGAGAUAAGAGGUAUGUGGCACAAAUUGCACAGGCUUAAUGUUCCUAAAUACAACACAUGUCGUCUGAAAAAAUAACUGUUACUGUUAGGCUGGUUCGUUCUUUCGAGCAUCGCAAUUUCAAACCCGUAGUCUACCAUGAUGUUAAUGUUAAUCAAUCUGUAAAGGAAUUCCUUUCCUUUCUCCAGAAUGAUGUAUCUUCAAAGCCUGGGCUUCCCCCACCAUUUACGAAGUACACAUAUGAUACAUUAAAGAUUAUUCACCAAGCACAUGGGGCAAAGACAAAUGAUCUUGUUGUAAGUUUGGAUAAUGAUGACCAACUUAUAUUAAAGGAGACAAGCACACUGAAAGAAGCAGGAGUGGCCCAUGAAACUGAAAUGGCUUACUUUAAAAAGGAAGAUUAUGAAACAUACAAAACGAACCCUGUAGUUAUCUGGUGACAAUUGUAGAAAUGUCAGUGUUUGAAAAUUUAAUGACCUCAAGUAUCACAUUCUGUGAAGUUUGAAAUUUUGAGAACUGUGUGAUAAAGCAGCUCAUGCAAAUAAUGUUUUUUUUUCUUUCCUGUUUAAAGAUGAAUUGUAAAAACAUACAUUUUAAUUUGGCUGUCUCAUUUAUGUCACUCCACUAUAUUUUCACCAGUUGCAAUGUACAUUUCUGGAAUAAGAUGUUUAGAAAGUUCUUCAACUGGUCAUGUUUACAACCCAGUAUUGAGGGGAACCAGGGAGAUUUCAUACUUACCAUUGGGAAAUGUUUGAUUAUAGAACCAUAUAGCUGGAUCAAAGUAAAACAUUGUUUAUACAUGGAUAAAAUUGUUAACAUUCUUUCAAAUUAAAAAAA